CACGGCGCCAUGUUGAGAGAGAACGGAAGUGAGUGAUUUUUGAUGUGGAAAAAGUGUUUAUGAAGUUCCUAGAAAACAUUGGCAAGAGUGAUGAAAGCCGUUUAAACGCACAGUUAGGGUUGAACUGGAACCAUUUUACUAUUUUGGUUUUCUCGUUUAAGAGAACCCCCCCCCCCCUCAAGAAAUACUUUUUCGAAUCCCACCCUUGACAGUGUCAAGUCACUGAAAGCGCGCCGCAGCGACUGAACUCUUGUCGAAGAUGCCCUUGGCACAGUUUGGAGCAGACCCAUGGCAGAAAAUGGCCUUGGAGAAUUCGGAAAACGAGGUCAUGGAUGACUCAAUGGGGGAGGAUGAAACCGUAUGUAGUGAUGAGGGCUCAGUGAAUGAGAUCAGUAUCACAAACCAUGUUAAAGAGGGCUCUGAAAGGGCUGAUCCUAGGCAGUUUGAGCUCCGCAAGGUACUGGGACAGGGAUCCUUUGGGAAGGUGUUCCUUGUGAAGAAAAUAACAGGGCCUGAUGCUGGACAGCUGUAUGCUAUGAAGGUGCUGAAAAAGGCCACUUUGAAAGUGCGAGAUAGGGUCCGUACCAAGAUGGAGCGAGACAUUCUGGUAGAGGUGAACCAUCCUUUCAUAGUCAGACUACACUACGCAUUCCAGACGGAAGGGAAGCUGUACCUGAUUCUGGACUUCCUCCGAGGUGGAGAUCUAUUCACACGGCUGUCUAAAGAGUCUGUCUACCAGGUGAUGUUCACAGAGGAGGAUGUGAAGUUCUACCUGGCAGAGCUGGCUCUGGCCCUGGACCAUCUGCAUGGCCUGGGAAUCAUCUACAGAGACCUUAAACCUGAGAACAUUCUGUUAGAUGAGGAGGGCCAUAUCAAACUCACUGACUUCGGCCUUAGUAAAGAGUCCAUUGAUCAUGAGAACAAGGCCUACUCUUUCUGUGGAACAGUGGAGUACAUGGCACCAGAGGUCGUGAACCGCCGAGGACACACCCUUAGCGCUGACUGGUGGUCCUACGGCGUGCUCAUGUUUGAGAUGCUGACUGGGACACUGCCUUUCCAAGGGAAGGACCGGAAGGAAACCAUGACCAUGAUACUGAAGGCCAAGUUGGGAAUGCCACAGUUCCUGAGCCAAGACGCCCAAUCUCUCCUACGUAACCUUUUCAAACGCAACCCAGGCAACAGACUAGGUGCUGGUCCAGAUGGAGUGGAAGAGAUCAAGAGACAUUCCUUAUUUUCCACAAUUGACUGGAACAAAUUAUUCAGGAGAGAACUCCAUCCCCCCUUCAAACCUGCGAGUGGCAGACCUGAUGACACCAUCUACUUUGACUCUGAAUUCACUGCAAAAACUCCACGGGACUCUCCCGGCUGUCCCCCGAGUGCCAACACCAACCAGCUGUUUAGAGGCUUCAGCUUCGUGGCCAUCUCAGAUGAGGAGAGUCAACCUCCACAGAACAUUAACAUCAACAUGUCCUCUAUACAGCAACUCCACAGAAACACAGCCCAGUUUAGUGAUGCCUACGAUGUGAAGGAGGACAUUGGUGUGGGCUCUUACUCCAUAUGCAAACGCUGUGUUCAGAAGAGCAACAGUAUGGAUUAUGCUGUAAAGAUCAUCAGUAAGGCCAAGAGGGACACAACAGAAGAGGUGGAGAUUCUUCUGCGCUAUGGACAGCACCCCAACAUCAUCACUCUCAAAGAUGUGUUUGACGAUGGGCGCUCAGUGUACCUGGUGACAGAGCUGAUGAAAGGAGGAGAGCUGCUGGAUAAGAUCCUCAGACAGAAGUUCUUCUCUGAGAGGGAGGCCAGUGCAGUUCUCCACACCAUCACCAAAACUGUGGAGUACCUGCAUGCACAGGGGGUUGUCCAUAGAGAUCUGAAGCCCAGUAACAUACUGUAUGUGGAUGAGUCUGGAAACCCAGAGUCCAUCCGAAUCUGUGACUUUGGCUUCGCCAAACAGCUGAGAGCUGAAAAUGGACUCCUGAUGACUCCCUGCUACACGGCCAACUUUGUCGCCCCCGAGGUCCUGAAGAAACAGGGCUAUGAUGCAGCCUGUGAUAUCUGGAGUCUAGGAGUGCUGCUCUAUACAAUGCUUACUGGGUUCACUCCUUUUGCCAAUGGACCAGAGGAUACUCCCGAAGAGAUCUUGGCUCGGAUCGGCAGUGGAAAGUUCUCUCUGACGGGUGGCUACUGGAAUUCAGUCUCCACAGAGGCCAAGGACCUAGUGUCCAAGAUGCUGCAUGUGGACCCCCACCAGAGGCUAACUGCUGCUCAGGUGCUGCGACACCCUUGGAUAUUACACAAGGACCAGUUGCCCAAGUACCAGCUCAAUAGACAGGAUGCUCCUCAUUUGGUCAAGGGCGCGAUGGCAGCCACUUAUUCUGCUCUGAACAUGCAUGUUCCCCCUGUGCUGGACCCUGUAGGGCGCUCCUCGUUAGCGCAAAGAAGAGGAGUGAAGAAGUUGACCUCUACAGCCCUGUGAUCCACUAGUAUCAAUCUCACCUGUUUAAUGCUACUGCACCAGUGCAUUAGUGUGUUUCGACUCCCGCUGUGUUAGAAGAACAGUGUGUAAGACCAAAAAGAAACGGUAACCCAUUCACUGAGAAAAUGUAUCAUGUAUUUGCUUGUACAAUCAUCACUGCCUUCAGACCAAGAGUUACAAACUCUUGGAAAGGCUGAACUGUAUAUUUUAUGAAAAUGAGAUAUUUACUACAAAAAUAGAAUUAAAUGUAUACGGGUUCCUACAGGUCUGUGUUUUAAACAGAGAUUGUGUUAAGCACUGGGGGAUGAAGGGGUUUGGAAAGGGUUAAAAUGAUGUUUCCCCCAGUUGCAUGGAGCACAGUCAGUCCCCCUUAUUCCAAAUCAACCGCUAAGCCCCUACCCCCUACCUAUGCACUUGUAUAGAUCUGAAAAUAUUCGAUACGUGUAAACAGUCAUAUUUUUAGUUAGGUCAAUUUUUAGAAUGUUAUAUUGUUCUAAUUCCAGACAUUUGGGUACAUAGCAUUGCUUAAAUAUUCCCCAUGUCAUGUUAAAUGGGGAGCUAACCAUAGAAAUAGAAUGAAUGGAACUGACUUGGUGCUCUAACCCUGGCAAUUUGACUGGUUAACGAACUCACCGUAUAGCCCCACAGUGGAGGUGUCAUAACACUCCUAAAACCUAGCAGUUAAACAGGGAAAUGGUUCCAAUUGUUUUUCCACCAUUCAUUUUUCCCAUAUGAUACUUAAUAAGGGCUUUGUUUGGUGAAGGUUUACCCUGGCGUGUCAUUUUGAUGACCAUGUAAAUCUCUGACAAGUUGACUAACCAAUAUAUUUGUCUCCAUUUACUCUGCUUCAAAAAUGCUAAUUAGUGUCCAAGUAGACAACACGCAAGAUUACAAAUACCUGCAAGCUCAUGCACGUGCUGACACCUUUGCUAACAGUUAUUGUGUCAAGACAGUUCACAUAAUUGUCAAUUUAAAUACAUAAUUGUCCAUUUAAAUACAUUUUGCCAAUGUAUUCAUUACUAAAUGUAACUAAAAUGGUUAAUCCAGACAUUAUCUCCUUUGCCUCGAUUUGGCAGUCUCGUCCAGGUCAUCAUGGCAUUUGUAGUUCUUUAUGAUAGCCACGUUCACAGUUAAUUAGCACAUUUUUUUUUGGGGGGGGGGGGUAAAUACAGGCAAAUAUAUUUAUAAGUCACCUUGUCCUAGAGAGAUUUACACCGUUAUCAAAAGCCCUUAUUUUAAGCGUUUCUAAAAUUCCCUAUGGGAAAAAUGAAUGGAGCCAUUUCCUUGUUUGACCCCUAGGUUUUAUUUGGAAUAUUCUAUCAAUAGAUUCUGGAUUGCCAUGGUAAUGUAGAAUGUUCAUUCAAAUUAUGCUAGCUCAGGGGUGUCAAACUUUUUGCAUGGAGGGCCUUGUCUGUCGGUUUUUUGUUUCAAUCAAUCCCUAGACAACCAAGUGUGGGGGGGCCUUACUAAUUUGUGAUCUUAAUUCAUCAAUCAGGUACAAGGGAGGAGCAAGAACACGCAGACACUCGGCCCUCCGUGUAAUGAUUUUGACACUUGUGUGCUAGCUGAUGUGGCUCAUGAAUGUAUUUUUUGUGAUGUCAGUUGAGUUGACUUAACAGAUUGAAGUUUAUACUUCUUGCUUUUACUUUCUGCCAUUGGUCUAGGGAACAAAUAUACAGGUUAAGACAACGUCGUCACAAAUCUGGGAUCAUUGGUGUUCGUUAACUACCAGCGCCAUUGCUAACCAGCACAGCUGGUCCUAUUCUUGCAAAGAGUUAUGGGCUAUUAGAAUCUUGUUUUCUUAACCUUUGUCAUAUUCAACCUAGUCAUAGGUACACUCAAUGGCUGCCAGUCCAGCCAUUAUGCUACCGUUGACUUUAAUGGGGAUGCCUGUUAUAUUCAUUCUAUUUCUAUGGAACUAUUAUGGCUGCCAUGGAAUGUUUUAGUGUCAUGUUUUUGCAUCAUUGCCCAAUUCAGACAUUCAGUUUUAUACAAUUUUCUAUUUUAUUUUUAUAUUCCCCAUGUAGCUAUUGUUAAUAGUGAGCUAACAUGGCUGCCAUAGAAUGUUGAAGUGUCAAUAUAAAAUGCAUUAUGAUGCGGAAACCGCAUUGGCUCAACUUUCUAAAUACAAGGCUCUGGGAAUAAGCAACAUGGAAUUAUUACUAUAUUGCUUAUGUAUUGGGCAAUUAGGGUUUGGACACUGACAAACUCCUUAAUAGUGCAACAGUUUACCAAGGCCCUGUCAGCAAUGGGGGAGAAAAAGUGCUAACCUCCUUCCUCACUCCAGUAUCUGCUGCUGCACUUUCUCUCAGACCUUUGUGUUGGGGCAGGGCCCAGAGGGGUUGGAGUUUUCUUGCUUUACUUAGUCUUUCCAUUUUUUUUGUCCUUCUCAUAAUCAUAAAGGGAAACGUGAACUUGGGAUAUACUUAUAGCAAUUAAGAUUACUUUUCCAGUAUACUUUUAAGAGACCAUUAAGAAUGUAUUUUUGUAUAUUUUCUACUUGGUGUGCAUGAUGGUCACAGAACAGCUUUAGUUAGGGGGGGUUAAGGGAAAGGGAAGGGCUUUCCAAGAAGAUGCUGGGGAAAUGUAACAUGCUAGAUGGAGGGGUGAAUAGAUAGCGUCUUUCCCCUCUGAUUGUUUCCAUGUUUUACAGAUAAAUGUUUCUCAGAUGUGGGCCAGGCAAGUGACUGCAGCUUCAUUUGUAACCUAAAAAAUGAUCAUGAAUACAUCAAAUAAAUAUACAAUCAAGUAAUGCA
Oncorhynchus nerka (sockeye salmon) is the source of this 5232-nucleotide messenger RNA. RefSeq names its product ribosomal protein S6 kinase alpha-3. Gene Ontology annotation, molecular function: ATP binding; protein serine/threonine kinase activity; magnesium ion binding. The transcript has 22 exons. The record is from RefSeq and is a predicted model, not a curated record. Gene Ontology annotation, biological process: peptidyl-serine phosphorylation; intracellular signal transduction. Lineage: Eukaryota; Metazoa; Chordata; Actinopteri; Salmoniformes; Salmonidae. The coding region runs from base 260 to 2476 and encodes 738 amino acids.